This is a messenger RNA of Colletotrichum karsti, 1719 nucleotides long. Its product is annotated as efflux pump antibiotic resistance. The record is from RefSeq and is a predicted model, not a curated record. The transcript is spliced from 3 exons. Bases 1 to 1719 code for a protein of 572 amino acids. Gene Ontology annotation, molecular function: transmembrane transporter activity. Gene Ontology annotation, biological process: transmembrane transport. Lineage: Eukaryota; Fungi; Ascomycota; Sordariomycetes; Glomerellales; Glomerellaceae.
AUGACGGCUAAACCUUCAUUGCAGUCCAAAGCCUCUACGCUAGCACCGAGCAGCUCCAGCUUGUCCGAGAUGGAAAAGGAUUCGACGUUCUCAAGCUCUGCUGCCUCGUUACAGGACAUUAGCUCUCCAGAAAUGCCGUCAAGCAAGUCAGGACAACGUCGAGCCGGUCCAGUCGACAGUGAUGAAAAUGUCGAGUAUCCUACUGGAAUGAAGCUGAGCCUGGUUGUUCUGGCAUUAUGUCUUAGUGUGCUCGUCAUGGCCCUCGACAACUCGAUCAUUGCAACCGCAAUCCCCCGCAUAACGGACGAGUUCAACAGCCUCAACGACGUCGGCUGGUACGGCAGCGCCUAUCUACUCACCACAGCAUCCCUCCAACUACUGUUCGGAAAACUGUACACCUUCUUCAGCCUCAAGUGGAUUUACCUCAUUGCCAUUGCAUUCUUCGAACUAGGCAGCUUGAUCUGCGGCGUCGCUCCAAGUAGUCUCGUCCUCAUCAUCGGUCGUGCAAUUGCAGGGAUCGGCGGCGCGGGCAUAUACGUCGGAUCUCUCAUCAUCCUUUCCUACAGCGUGCCUCUAGGAAAACGUCCUAUCUACACGAGCUUCGUCAGCAGUAUGUGGGGGAUCGCCAACGUUGCCGGCCCUUUACUUGGAGGUCUUUUCACAGAUAGUCUCUCGUGGAGAUGGUGCUUCUACAUCAACCUACCAAUUGGAGCAAUCACCGUCCUUGUAAUCGUCAUCUUCUUCACCGACCCCGUGCGCAAAAUGCCGGAAGAAACUUGGCGCACACGCUUCGUCCAGAUGGAUCCCCUCGGCAACAUCCUCUUCAUGCCGGCGAUCAUCUGUCUACUCCUCGCUCUUCACUGGGGCGGAGUCACGUAUUCAUGGACGUCACCUCGGAUCGUGACACUGUUCGUCGUAUUCGGCGUGGCCAUGAUCUCCUUCAUAUACCUACAGUACCGAGGGCAAGAAAACGCCACAGUCCCGCCUCGCAUCUUCAAAAAGCGCACUGUCUGGUCAUCGGCCUUCUUCGCCUUUAACCUCGGCGCCGCCUUCUUACUAUCCGUUUACUUCCUUCCCAUCUGGUUUCAAGCCGUCAAAGGGGCAUCGCCCGUAGACUCGGGCGUUAUGAACUUGCCCAUGCUUGUAGGCGUGGUCAUAUUUACACUCGUAGCAGGUGCUCUCGUCACCAAAUGGGGCUACUACACGCCCUGGAUGAUCGUGGGCUCCAUCCUAAUGGCCAUCGGUUACGGCCUCAUCACGACCUUCACCCCGGACACCCCAACAUCACACUGGGUUGGCUUCCAGAUCAUUGCCGGAGCGGGAGUUGGCUUUGGUAUGCAGCAGCCGUUGAUGGCAGUCCAGGUCGUUCUCGAAACGGCCGAUGUGCCGACCGGAACGGCCAUAAUCAUCUUCGCUCAGACUAUCGGCGGCGCCAUCUUCGUCGCCAUCGGCCAGAUGGCUUUCACUAAAACACUUGUCGAGAAAAUGCUGGAAUUGAUCCCUGAGAUUGACCCCCAAACGAUAAUUGGUUCUGGGGUAACAGCGAUCCGCGACAUAAUCGCUCCGGAACUAUUGCCUGCGGUUUCGAACGCUUACAGUAACGCACUGGCGCAAGCAUUUCUUGUCAGUGCUGUGACGGCGUCGUUGACCAUUCUAGGAGCUCUAUUUGUUGAGUGGAAGAGUGUCAAGGGCAGGAGUGUGCAAAGCAGCAUUGCGUAA